AUGGAUGAAAAUGAGAAGAAAAAUGAAGGAAAUACAACUAUUUUUGUUCGGAAAAUACCAUUGAAUAUAACAUCAGAAUCAUUUCUAUGUUUUUUUUCUAAAAUAGCGCCAGUUAAGCAUGCAAUUAUUGUUACAGAUCCUGAAACAAAACAAUCAAAAGGAUAUGGAUUUGUAAGUUUUUCAACACAUUUAGAUGCGAAGAAGGUUAUUUUUGAACUAAAUGAAAGAAAAAUGGAAGGCCAAUAUUUAAAGGCAGAAUUUGCUAGACGUAGAAAUCGAAAUCCUAAAGAUAUUACAAAGAAUGAUACAAAAACAAAAGAUGGGAAAAUAGAAAUACGAAGGCCUUUUUUGAUUAUAAGAAAUUUGCCAUGGUCAAUAAGGAAGAAAGAUGAUGUAUUUUUUUCAAAGUUUAGUGAAUAUGGAAAAGUUAUAAAUGUUAUUAUUCCUAGGAAAAAAGGUGGAAAGAUGAGCGGGUUUGCAUUUGUUCAUAUGAAGAAAGAAUCAGAAGCAGAGAAUGCUUUAAAAAAUAUAAACGGGAUUGAACUUGAUGGCAGAAAUGUUGCAGUUGACUGGGCUUUAAGUCAAACUGAAUGGAAAAAAUUUUUAGAAAAAGAAAAAGACUUUGAAGAGAAUGACACGAAUAUGAAAGAUAUACCAGAAUUUUUGGAAAACGAAGAUAGCAUAGCUUGUACAAAAAUUAAUAAUGAAACUAAUUCUCAAAAUAUUUUGAUCAAAAAAAAAAAAGAUUCAAGUGUUCUAGAUUAUGAUAAUGAAAAUACAAUAUUUGUAAGAAAUAUUUCUCUUAAAACUACAAAUGAAGCUCUUUUUUCUCAUUUUAGUCAAUUUGGUCGUUUAAAAUAUGCACGACUAGUUAUAGAUAGAUUAACCGAAAAAUCUAAAGGAACGGCUUUUAUUCGUUUUCUUCAUAAAGAAGAUAUGGAUAAUUGUCUUAAAUUCUAUUGGAAUUUGUCGAAAAAGCAUGAUUCAUUAAUUAAUAAAUCGAGUAUACUUCAGAAUGAAGUAAUUGAUAAUGAUACUAAGAAACUUAUAUUAGAUGGUCAUUUGUUAUAUGUUUUUUCUGCGCUAAACAAAGAAGAUAUAUCUAUAAUAGAGAAAGAUAAUAAAAAAAAGAGAAUGCAUAUGCUUGGAAAAAAUGUUGAUAAAAGAAAUAUAUUUUUAUUAAAUGAAGGAUAUAUUGAUCCUAAAUCACCAUUGUAUGAGUUAUUAAGUGAAGCAGAUCGUAAUAUGAGAAAUCAAAGUUUAACUCAAAGGAAAAAAUUGCUUGAAAAAAAUCCAUCAUUAUACAUAUCUCUUACAAGAUUGUCAAUAAGAAAUAUCCCUAAAGAUAUUUCUGAUAAAGACUUAAAAGCUUUAGCAAGGGAAGCAUGUGUGAAUUUUGCUAAGGAGGUAAAAGAAAAUAAAAGAAUGCCAUUGACUCGAGAAGAAAAGUUUCGAGAUGGUAAUCCUAAAAAAGGUAAAAAAGGAAUUGUUCGACAAGCUAAAAUUAUUGAAGAAAAAAAUGGACAUAAACGAGGAUAUGGUUUUAUUGAAUAUGUGGGGCAUAGAUGGGCUUUAAUGGGACUUCGUUGGCUUAAUGGAAGAAAGAUAAGUUCGAAAAAAAAUAAGGAAAUAAAAAAGCGUUUAAUUGUAGAAUUUGCUCUCGAAAAUAGUAAUGUUAUCAAACGACGUCAAGAAAGACAGGAAAGAGAAAAAAAAAAGUCCAAGUCAAAAAUUGAAGAUGAAAUAAUAAAAUGUCUCAAAAGAAAGAGAAAAAGAAGCUUUGACUCAGAUGAAAUAAAAAAUAAUAAAAGGGCAUGUAUUUCCUAUAUUAUAUCUAGAAAAAGGCAGCAGAGAAAAACACGAAAAAAAAUGCAACAUGAAUAA
Pneumocystis murina B123 is the source of this 1884-nucleotide messenger RNA. RefSeq lists its product as hypothetical. The transcript has 2 exons. Gene Ontology annotation, molecular function: RNA binding. Bases 1 to 1884 code for a protein of 627 amino acids. The record is from RefSeq and is a predicted model, not a curated record. Lineage: Eukaryota; Fungi; Ascomycota; Pneumocystomycetes; Pneumocystales; Pneumocystaceae.